Messenger RNA from Nelumbo nucifera (sacred lotus), 1622 nucleotides. Its product is annotated as protein POLAR LOCALIZATION DURING ASYMMETRIC DIVISION AND REDISTRIBUTION-like. Lineage: Eukaryota; Viridiplantae; Streptophyta; Magnoliopsida; Proteales; Nelumbonaceae. Gene Ontology annotation, biological process: asymmetric cell division. The record is from RefSeq and is a predicted model, not a curated record.
CUCUUUAAUUAAUUCUUCUUGCUUAAAAAUCAAUUUAACGUUCUGGAAUCAUUAAUUUCAGAUAGCGAAAUUCUCUGACUCAUUGGGAAUGUAGUGCAGGUGCUCUCGUCGACGGUCGAGAUUCUGCUUUUGAAGAAAGCAAGAGCAAGAGAUGCAAAUUAUCGACAUACUGAACAGAGGUGACUACGACACCGACGAUGAGUACGACGGUGAAAUGACCAGAAAGCGAGAGCAUGUUGUGUGUUUUUUGCCAACUGGAAUUGUCUCACGUUGGUUAUCUUUACUCAAGCGAGAGCCCAAGGGGCCUAAUAGCGGGUCCAAGCGCAGGUUUCCGUCGUCGAAGGCUGAAGAAAAGAACAGAGAAAUUGAGUGGUGUCGGAGAGGAAAGGAGAUUGAAAGAGAAGAAGUUGGACAGUCACUAACUUUGUGCUGUUCGAGUGAUGGAGCAAAAGGUGAAUCAUCAUCGUCAACCAUCGCAGAAGAAACUGCCGGAGCUUCUAAUGUUGUCGCUCCAUUAGCAAAUAUUCUUUUCCUUCCCCUUCCAGGAAAGCAUAUGAAGGAUCUAUCGUUCAACUUAGGUCUAGGAGUUGGUCUGGCUUUUCUGGUUGCUGCAACAAAAAAUGAAUACUGUAAAAUGAUGGAGCUGCAGGCACAAAUGGAAAUGCUUCUUAAAGAAGCUAAAGAUGGACUAUGUUUGAGAGAUGUAAUCUCUAAGCAGUCUGAUCCACAUGAUAAUGUCCCUUGUUUCACCGAAGAGUCACAUGAUGGUGGAAAGACGGAUUACCAUCUUUCUGUUCAAAAUUGUGCAUCAUUUCAGCAUCUGGUAGAUUCUGAAAUCACCAUGGAAUGUGAUGAGUUUUCAAAAUGUGAUACACCCACAGGAGAAGGUAUAGUGGGAAUGGAAAAGCUGGGGGCAGAGCUUGAAUCUGAAUUGGAGCUUAUGCAAAUCAAUUUGGAUACUGGUGUUUUUAUGAGGCAUCCACAAGAGCAAUUGAGAGAGGGAGAUGAUGAUACUGUUCCCUCUGGAAGCCAAAGUACAAGUUUUAUAGAAGUGGACAAUCUACAAGAUGCAGAUACUGAGGAUUACUAUGGAGUUUCUCCUACAGAGCUGGAGAGAAAGUUGCAUGAGCUACUGGAAGAAAGACAGCAAGAACGGAUAGCAGAGCUUGAGUUUGCUUUGGAAUGCACAAUGCACAAACUCCGUGAGAAAGAAAUGGAGGUUUCCUGGUGGAAGGACACUGCCCAGCUUCUCUCUCAGCAUGUCCCAGUAGCGACAUGCUUGUCAAGUCAAGUGCCAUGGUUUCAAAGAGCCAUUACAUCAAGAAAGUCUUGAUAUAGCACAUAUCUGUAAAUCUUUUGUUAAUCAUAUCUGGAUCUCUUGCAUCCUUUUUCUUUCCUCUAUUAUGCUGCUUUUUUUUUUGGUUGGGGGAUACGAUUUGUGGAAUAUUCACAGAAGGGGUAGUCAAUAGUGAGGCCGACGAGAAGAUGAGAAGAUGAUAAACAAUGGGGAGAAAUGAAAUUGAUUUCGUUGUAUAGGGUGUUGAUGCACUUCUCUUUCAGGUGAAAUUUAUCUUUGUAUACUUUGCAGCAUUUUUUAGGAUCCGUUUGGUUUACUGUUAGUA